AUGAACGCAGCUAUUCCACAGUUCACCGUUUUGGCUUUGAGAUUAUGCAAUUUAAAAGAGUUCCCAUAUUUCCUACAAAAUCAGAAAAAAUUGAAACGGUUGGAUCUGGCAGACAACAAAAUCAGUGGUGAAGUACCAAAUUGGAUGUGGAAUUUAAGCAAGGAAACUCUGGUACUCCUGGACAUUUCUGGAAACUUAUUUUCAGGAGAACUUCCAGCUGUCAUACCCUGGGUUAACCUGCUCUCUUUGAGGCUUUCAAACAACAUUUUUCACGGACGAUUACCGAUCCCUCCACCAUCCUUGCUAGAAUAUGGAGCCAAUAACAACAAAUUUACUGGAGAAAUUUCACCAUUGCUUUGCAAUAUGAAUUCUCUUCUGUACCUUGACUUGUCGACAAAUAACUUGAAUGGCACGCUUCCUCCGUGUCUCGGAAACUUUAGUGAGGGUCUAUUGCUUUUACUUCUUGGAAGCAACUCGUUUUAUGGAAUGAUGCCUCAACCAUUCAACAACAGAAGCAGUUUGAGGAUGAUUGAUGUUAGUCAGAACCAAUUGCAGGGGCAAUUACCGAGGUCAUUGGCGAAUUGUGUGAUGCUUGAGUAUCUGGUUCUGUCAAACAAUCAAUUCAGUGAUGAUUUUCCCAUUUGGUUGGGGACUCUUCAAGAGUUAAAACUUUUGGCAAUGCGCCAUAAUGGGUUUAAUGGUGUGAUAGGACAGUCUAGAACAAAUGUUGACUUCAUCAAGUUACGCAUUCUUGAUUUGUCUUACAACAAUUUUAGAGGUGAGAUUCCACCUUUGUUUCCAGAUAUUGCUGUAAACAUGUCAACAUACAUGCAGGCACAAGUACAGUAUGUCAUCACUGAUAUUUAUCUUACACGAAAUGUUUCUUACUCAAUCACAUUAGCAAUUAAAGGUUUGGAUUUGCACUAUUCGAAGAUUCUAGAAGGCUUUGCAGCCAUUGAUAUCUCAAGCAAUAAAUUUGAAGGGAAGAUUCCAGAGUUCAUUGGGAACCUUACGGAGCUUCGCUCUCUCAAUAUUUCCAACAACAUUCUCACUGGUUCCAUCCCAUCAUCCCUUGGCAAGUUAACGAAUCUUGAAUCUCUGGACCUUUCACAAAACAAGCUCUCAGGGCAGAUCCCCCAACAACUGACGCAGCUUUCAUUCCUUGGGACCUUUAGUGUGUCUCACAACAAUCUCAUAGGUCCUAUACCUCAAGGAACCCAACUUACUUCAUUCAACAGCACUUCAUAUGAGGGAAACCCAGGAUUGUGUGGAGAUCCAUUACCAAAUAAAUGUGGAAAUCAAGAGGCCCCUCAACAGCCAUUUUCAACUGAAGAAGACAGUGAUUCAGGCUCAUCUCGAACUCUUGAAUAUGAUUUGAUAUUUGCAAGAUGUAAAGCACAAAGAGCUGCUGCCGCUUCUGCACUAAGGGAUGAAUCACAUAAAAGUGGGGAAGCCAGACGACCACACCAUUCCCCAGAGGAAUUACGAGACACAAUGCCAAAGCUGCCCUUCAUUGUGCCAGGAAGCCAAGAACCAUCAAAGUUGAAUUUUACGUAG
This is a messenger RNA of Prunus persica (peach), 1557 nucleotides long. RefSeq names its product receptor-like protein 12. The record is from RefSeq and is a predicted model, not a curated record. The coding region runs from base 1 to 1557 and encodes 518 amino acids. Gene Ontology annotation, molecular function: protein binding. Lineage: Eukaryota; Viridiplantae; Streptophyta; Magnoliopsida; Rosales; Rosaceae. The transcript is spliced from 2 exons.